AUGUCUCAUAGGGACCCAGAGUCCGCUCUGGCAUCUGCGGACCUCAAAAGCGGCACCAUGCACGAGAUGAUUGAGCGCGACCUGCUUGAUGAACGAUACAAGGUCACCCAGCGCGGCCUCAAAAACCGGCACGUCCAGCUCAUGGCCCUGGGCGGCACGAUCGGUACUGGUCUCUUCGUCGGAUCGGGCCAGGCUCUGCAUAUCGGUGGUCCUCUAUCCCUCUUACUGGGCUAUAUCUUCAUAUCCGGCCUUGUCUACGCCCUCGUCACUGGGAUCGCGGAAAUCGGUGCCUACAUGCCUGUCCACGGUGGAACGAUGAGCUACCACGGCUUUCGCUACGUCUCGCGCAGUAUGGGAUUCGCGAUGGGAUACUUAUACUGGUACUCGCUGGGCAUAUUGGUCCCCUACGAGGUGGUUGCGGCGUCCAUGGUCAUCGACUACUGGCACCCCGAUGUCAACCUGGCUGUCUGGAUCACCAUCAUGCUGGUGAUAAUCGUGCUCCUCAACUGCCUUCCUGUCGGUGUGUAUGGCGAAACCGAGUUUUGGUUCUCCGGCAUCAAGAUCAUCACCCUUGUCGGCCUGCUUCUGCUUUCCUUCAUCCUCUUCUGGGGUGGUGGUCCGAACCGCCAACGGCUUGGCUUCCACUACUGGAAAGACCCUGGAGUCAUGAACACGUAUCUCGUCUCUGGUGACGCCGGUCGGUUCGUCGGACUGCUCCAGUGUAUCGUCAAAUCGGCCAUCGCGUUCAUUUUCGCGCCCGAGUUGGUGGUCAUCAGCGGCGGUGAAAUGGAAUCCCCGCGUCGCAAUGUUCCCAAGGCCGCUCGUCGGUACAUCUAUCGACUGGUCAUCUUCUACAUCCUGGGAGCUCUCGCCAUCGGGGUGAUUUGCUCCUCCAACGCCAAACAGCUCACUGCUGGCUCCGGCACGGAUGCAUCCUCCUCACCUUUUGUGGUCGCAAUCUCGAAUGCGGGGAUCCCUGUCCUCGACAGUAUCGUCAACGCCGCCAUCCUGACGUCCGCCUGGUCCGCCGGCAAUUCGUUCCUGUAUAUGUCAUCCCGGUCCUUGUACUCCCUCGCAGUGUCCGGCAACGCCCCGAGUAUCUUCAAAUCGUGCAAUCGAUGGGGCGUGCCCUACUUCGCCGUCGCCAUUUCCUCGUUAUUCUCCCUCCUCGCGUACAUGGCAGUCGGCAGCGGCAGUUACACGGUUUUCAACUGGCUGAUCAACUUCACCAACACCUCGGGCUUCAUCUCAUGGAUCUGCUGCAGUAUUGUAUACUUUCGCUUCAACAAAGCCGUCACGGUGCAGGGCGUGGAAAAGCCGUAUUCCUCUCGCAUGCAGCCCUGGGGAAUGUACAUCGGUCUAGGGGGCUCGGUGUUCUUGGCGCUGAUCAACGGCUUCACGUGCUUCUUCCCAUCCGAAUGGUCCGCCAGCACGUUCUUCACCGCAUACAUCGGGAUUCCAGCGUUCGUGGUUUUAUAUUUCGGUCAUCGGAUCGUGUUCUGGCGCGACCCGUGGGCCUGGAAGAGCGAGGAGGUGGAUCUGCACACAGGGCUGCGGGAGAUCAUGGAGGCGGAGAAACCGGAGCGGGUGCGCGACACGUGGUGGAAGAAGUUGGCGUUGUUGGUGGAGUGA
Molecule: messenger RNA, 1632 nt
Organism: Aspergillus sclerotioniger CBS 115572
Lineage: Eukaryota; Fungi; Ascomycota; Eurotiomycetes; Eurotiales; Aspergillaceae
Product: proline permease PrnB
Exons: 1
Coding region: 1-1632 (543 amino acids)
Biological process (GO): amino acid transmembrane transport
Cellular component (GO): membrane
Molecular function (GO): amino acid transmembrane transporter activity
Source: RefSeq, a predicted model, not a curated record